AUGCUGGACGGGACAUCUUCCAUUCUGGCCCAUCGGCUACAGAACUUGAGCCUGCUACUGCUCAGCCUUGUCUUCUUUCCGUUGGACAUGUUUAUACUAGCCAUCUCCUUCUUCAUACAGAGCACCUUACACAACAAGGCAACUAGGAGUCGGGACCUUGCCAGGAAUAAGCCCGCAUUUCAACGGCGGACUGUCCUCGUGACUGGCGUUGGGAUGACAAAAGGCCUGGCUAUAGCAAGACUAUUCUAUCAAGCCGGUCACGAUGUCAUCGGAGCAGACUUUGAACCUGACGGAGCACUGGUGUGCGGGCGAGUGUCGAAGUCACUCAGGAGAUUCUACCGGCUCGGCAGCCCGGACGCGAAGAACGGUUCGGCACUAUAUAUCCAGAGCCUGCUGGACAUCAUCGCCCAAGAAAAGGUAGAUCUGUGGAUCAGUUGUUCUGGCGUGGCGUCUGCAGUCGAGGAUGGGAUGGCAAAGGAAGUGGUGGAAGCAAGGACGCCGUGCAAGGCGAUUCAGUUCGACGUCAAGUCGACUCAGACUCUUCAUGAGAAACACAGCUUUAUCGAAUACACAAAAAGCAUGGGACUCACAGUUCCUGAUACUCAUGAAGUCACCAGCCGCGCUGCCGUUGAAGAUAUUCUCCGAGACGCACCAGGAGGCCGCAAGUAUAUCCUGAAGACGAUUGGCGUGGACGACUCGGUAAGAGGUGACAUGACCUUGCUUUCCAAGGACUCUGCAUCCGAGACUUCCAAGUAUAUUGCGCGGCUGAGAAUCUCUUUUGAAUCCCCCUGGAUCUUGCAACAGUUCAUCAAGGGUAGGGAAUACUGUACGCACUCCUUGGUCAUCGGAGGGAGAGUGAAGGCCUUCGUGGCGUGUCCUUCGGCAGAGCUGUUGAUGCACUACGAAGCAUUACCUUCCGACUCGCCCCUGAGCAAGGCUAUGCUUCAGUUUACCACGGAGUUUGCUGCUAAAGGUGGCCCGGGAUUUACAGGCCACCUCUCAUUUGACUUCAUGGUGGUGGAUGACGGAGACCUGGAUCUCGACGGUGGAAGUAUCGCCUUGUAUCCGAUCGAGUGUAAUCCAAGAGCACAUACUGCGGUGGCUCUUUUCAAUGGAUCCAUGAAGAUGGUCGAUGGUUAUCUGUCGGUUUUGCAAGCCAACACAAGUCUGAAAGAGGAUGUCAGCGAGGUCAUCACACCUGUGCAAAAGGACAGCUAUUACUGGGUUGGCCAUGAUCUGGUGACAUUGCUUCUCCUCCCCACACUAUCAUUCUUGACGUUCGACAAGUCGUUGUCAGAUCUUGUCCGAGACUAUGCAGCAUUCGUCAGCCAUCUUCUGACCUGGAGAGACGGAACAUAUGAGACAUGGGAUCCUUUACCUUGGUGGUGGCUGUAUCAUGUCUACUGGCCUGAGCGGUUUCUGACUUGUCUAAGGGCCGGCCAGAAAUGGAGUCGUCUGAAUGUCAGUACGACCAAGAUGUUCCAGUGUUGA
Capronia coronata CBS 617.96 is the source of this 1491-nucleotide messenger RNA. RefSeq lists its product as uncharacterized. Gene Ontology annotation, molecular function: ATP binding; metal ion binding. Lineage: Eukaryota; Fungi; Ascomycota; Eurotiomycetes; Chaetothyriales; Herpotrichiellaceae. The record is from RefSeq and is a predicted model, not a curated record. The transcript has a single exon. The coding region runs from base 1 to 1491 and encodes 496 amino acids.